Messenger RNA from Blepharisma stoltei, 4044 nucleotides. The record is from the annotation of a GenBank genome assembly. Lineage: Eukaryota; Ciliophora; Heterotrichea; Heterotrichida; Blepharismidae.
AUGUUUUCUGGGCUUUCAGUGAGGCAGACAUCUAAAAAUGUACAGCAGGAAAAGGCUAGUGAUUAGGUUUCUCCAUAAUUAAAAUAUGGAGGCUUUCGAAUUUCGAUGAGUUCUGACCGAAAUUCUUCUCUUGAAUAUUUUAAUUUGAGGUUUGGCUUCAUUUCGUGAAGUUAUCCUUACUGAGCUAGGGAAUCAAGGCGUUCGCUUUUUCUAUCGGACUCCUGACAUUAGAGGAUUAUGUAUUCCCUCCUCAGGAUCCGAGACUGAUAUCUUUAAGGUUCUGGAGGACCCAAGUAGGCUGCUUGAGCUCAUGGAGAGGUGUUAAAGUCAAAUCUUGAAGGCUAGCAUCCUCAUUAUGAGCACGAUAAAAGUGCAGGAAAAUAGCGCAAGUGCUUCAGUGAAGCUUUGUGGAUAGCUCUAGCUGCACCGCUAUCAGAUAGUGUACCUUAAACGUGCUAGAUUAGUUAAGAUUAAGAUUAUGUUCCUCCACAGUUGCCUAUGCCGGCUUCUAAGCCGCCUAUGAUGUCUGACGAUAUAACUUCAAAUCUAAGGCAAAAUUCUCAAGGUUUUCCAUUUCAAGGUGGACUUUCUCAUAGCGACACUUUUAAUAAUGCUUCUGAUAGAGGAGGAUUCACGAUGAAUUCUUCAACAAGUGAUCCUUUUGCAAGCUUAGAAAUACCUAAAACAGAACCAGCUGUAAAACAUGAAGAGCUCAAAAAAAUUUCACAUGAAAAAUCUAGAAGUGUGAGUGAAAACAAAUUAGAUAAAGAAGAGGCAAUUGGGACAAAUUUUAAAUCCACAAAGCAAUUUACAGAUUAUCCUGAUGAUAAAGAAGAAACAUCAUUUUUCGCGAAAUCAAGAAAAAUGAGACUUGGAGAGUCAGAAACUGAAGAAAGCGCUGGAAGCGAAACAAGAUCAGUAAAUUCAGAAGAUGUGAGUGGAUAUUUUAAAGAAAAGAAAGAAACUCCAGAAGAUUCCCCUAACUAUUCCCUUUAAUAGUGAGCAAAAAUUUUUUAUAUAGAAUUUUUAUAUAUAACCAUUUGAAAUAUUUGAUAAAAAAUAUCAUUUUAUAUAAGAUUUUUCUUUGCCUAUUGACUUUUUAAAAAUAAUUUUUUUAUAUUAAUUUAAUAUAAAAUAUAUUUUAAAAAAAAAAUUAAACCUUAAAGCAGAAAGAAUCAAACUUUCUCUUGAAGGAAGGAAGGAGGAGCAAGCCUCUUUUUUUGAAUCUCAAAGAGAAAAGACAAGAAAAUUCUGAGGAAUCAUCAAGGGGUUUUUAUUUACCUCCCAAAGAAAAGAAAGAAAAUACAGAAGAGCAGGCUAAGCCAUUUUUCUUGCCAGCCAAAGAGAAGAAGUCAGAUGCCAUUGAAGAAAUCUCCAAGCCUUUUUCCUUACCAAGUAAAGAAGAAAAAUCAGAAGAAAAGGGGUUUAAAUUGCCAAAAGACGAAGAAGUCGUCUAUAAAGAUAAAAAGCUAGAAACACCAUUUUCUCUGCCUCAAAAAGAGAAAAAGCAGGAAGGAUUCAAAGAGAAGAGGACUGAAUCUUCACAAGAAAAUAGUUUCAAAAAAAUGAUUGAAGACAAAAAGCGAAAAGAACAAGAAGAAAAAUUGAACAAAGCCAAAGAAGAGCAAUUAAAGCAGGAAAAGGAAAGAAAAGAAAGAGAAAUUUAUGAAAAUCCCGAAACCUUAAAAGAAAUGAUAAAGAGCACCAUUCAGGAAUUCUCUAAUCAAAUUAAAGAAAAAACAAAGGAGCAAGAAAGAAUUAAAGAGCAGAGCAUUCAGCUGGCACAAGAGAUAUUAGAUGCGGAGGAAAAGAUAAAAAAGCUUGAAGAGGCUGAAGACAUAGCUGCAGCUAACGAUGAUUUUGAAACUGCAGACAGCUAUCACCAAGAAAUCGGUGAGCUUAGAUCUUUAAUAGAGUCAAACCACUCCAAGUUAAACGAAAAUUCAAACUUAUACUCAGAAUUGGAAACAUCCAAAACAGAAAUUUAUAAAUCCCAAGAUGCAUGAAUCAAUGCAACUAAUGAAGCAAGCGUAAAGUAUCGCACUGAGUUUGAAAAACUCUUAAAGAAAAAUAAAGAAGACUUCGAGAUCCACUCAAAAGAAACCCAAGAAAGCUUCCAGCAAGAAGGAGAGUAUCUGAGUGAACAAGAGAAAAUUCUCGAAAGCAGUGAAGUAGAUGCCAAAGAAAGUUAUGAAGCUUUGCAAAGUAAAAUCAAUGAAAAAACCCAAUCACUUAAAGAUGAAAAAAGUACAUUAGAAUCUGAGCUCUCUUCGUUAGACUCUGAGAUUGAAGAACUUCAAAGAAUUCUCAAAGAAAAAAUCCAGAAGUCAAUGGAACUUCGUCAAAGCUUAUCCAUUGCAGAGUCAAAGCUGUAUGAAAGCAUGCAGGAAUUUGAAGAUGAGCUAUCAUCUAGCCAAGAAAUACAACAAAAAAUUUCAAGUGAACUACAAGAAAUCAAAAAUUCCCAAGAAAGCCUAUCAAGCAGAAAAGUUGCAUUUUCAGCUGAAACUGAGUCACAGACCAAGAAAUUCGAAGAGCAAAGCAGUCAACUAGAUCAUAUCAAGACUUAUGCUUAUAGAAAAGUCCACUGUUAGGAGCCCUAAGCCCUUAUUCCAUUCAAUAAUGCUACAUUACUUGCUCGCCAGUCUGCACACCACCUUGCACUAUGUUCCUUCUUCUAGACAAGUUUCUACACUCUCUCUUAAGCCAGAGAUUUGUGUCACCAUGCCUCGGGUCAACAGGGGUUAACUUAUAUAACAAUUAAAAUGGUCGAAUUUAUUGCCAGAAGAUGUCAAAAAUGAAAACUUGAUACCCUGAUUUAGUACUUAGUAUCGCACUAGAUAAGUGCCCCAAUUGGCAAAGAAAUAUCCUCUGGCACUGCUGCUGGGAGGACCAUUUCCAAUUUCGUGUUCCAUUUUCCAUAAGGAGACCUACCUCAGGAUUGAAUUUUGGCUGAGAAGUUAUAUCAUUGCUGAUUCACCUGCCACAGUAAUACAUAGACAGUUACACACAGUUGGCACCUCCUCUCUACCUCAACGUCUCCUCAUCAGUACGGCCCAUGCUACAGGAGUUAAGAGGUCAAGCCUAUUCGCCGCAUCAUUUUAAUGCAUAUUAGUCGCUAGAAUCACUAGAAGACUGUGCAUCUCUAUUAAAAUCUGAAAAAGAUAGACUUGAUGAGCUAAUUCUUGCUAGAGAAGAGUGCUUAAAAGAAAUUUCUGAAAGUGAAAAACAAGUCCAAGAAAAGGAAAAAGUUUUAAAAGAUGCUCAAGAGUAUUAUAAUGUAAAUAAGCAGCAAACUGAGUCGCUGAGAGAAAUCGUACGUCAAGAAGAAGAUAAAAUCAGAGAAAUUAGUAACAAAAUCCCAGGCUUAGAAGCAGAAAAGAAAACAGCUGCGGCGAGCAAACAAUUCAAAGAAGCAGCAAGGCUAGCAAAUGAAAUAAAGGAUUUAUUAGCAGAGCAGUCACAAAAGGAUGCGAAAUUAGAAGAGCUAAGGAAAAGGUUGAUGGAAGAAUUGGACAAUUUAAGAACAGUAAAUUAUAUUUAGAUUGAAAAAACUGAAGAGGAAAUUAGGACUGAUUUGAUAAAGCAGCACGCACAGUUAGAAGCGGCUAACUCCCCCCCUCCGUGAGUGAACAAAACCAUUAGAAAAAUCGCUAUUUUUUGCCCAAAAACCCACCCUCCGUGAGUGAACAACAAUUUUUUAAUAGUAAAAUUUUUUAUGGAAAAAAAAUUGAUAUAUAAAUGAUAAUUAGUAUAAUGAAAUCUAGAGCUAAUUCUGUUUAAUUUUGAACAAAUUGCUUUUUAAAACAUAAAAUUUUAUAAAUUAAAUUAAUAUUUGCUUUCCAAUUUUUGCGAAUUAGGAUUUUUUUAAAUUUCGAAAAAAAUAUUGUUUAUAAAAUUUAUAUAUAAAUUUGUUUAAAAAAAAAAAUUAACCCCCCUCCGUGAGUGAACAAAAUUUUUUUGUUCACUCACGGAGGGGGAGGGGGGGGGAGUAAGGAAAAAUUAUUGCAUUCAGAUGAGAUAGGUAAAGCGAGUUUGGAAUAA